AUGACCUCAAUUUAAAACAUCUAAAAAAGGAUUAAAUCUUUACGGCGGCACUAAUUUCAAGGAUUCAUAUAAGUCGAUAGACUUCCGAUCCUUACAACUGAAGACUAGAGAUAUUGAACAUCUGAAGUUGCUCCUGAAGCUCGUGGUUGAUUUGUAGGUUGCGUGUCUUGUGUCAUCAUGGAACAAUGUGUAGCUGAUUGUCUUAAGAGUGAUGACUGUGUGAUGAUUGUAUGGUCGGGCGAAGUUCAAGAAGACGUUAUGCGUGGUCUACAAGUGGCUGUUUCUACAUAUGUUAAGAAGCUGCAGUUCGAAAAUCUGGAGAAAUUCAUGGACAUUUCAACUGUAGAUAGCGUAAACAUACUCAAACUUGGCUUGCUAUCAAACCUUUUAUCCUGUUUGCGACCUGGUGGGCGAUUUUUUGGUCGUGACCUAAUUACGGGUGACUGGGAUUCUUUGAAAAAGAACCUAACUCUUUCUGGGUACAUAAAUCCUUACCAGUUGUCAUGUGAAAACCACUUAAUAUUCAGUGCCUCUGUUCCGUCCAAUUAUACGCAGGGUUCUAGUGUCAAACUUCCGUGGGCUAACAGUGAUGUCGAGGCGGCUUGGGAAAAUGUUGAUAAUACAUCUGACGCCAAUGGAAACAUUAUAAAUACAAAUGCACUUUUACAAAAAUCAGAUUUGAAAACUCCUUUAGCUGUCUGUGGCAAAGACCCUGCUACUGAUUCAGAUGGAAAAAAGAAACGGGCUUGUAAAAACUGUACAUGUGGCUUGGCUGAAAUUGAAGCAGCGGAAGAAGUUAAAUCUGAUGUCCCAAUAUCGUCCUGUGGAAAUUGUUAUCUCGGGGAUGCUUUCCGAUGUUCUACAUGCCCUUACCGUGGGCUUCCACCAUUUAAGCCUGGCGAAAGAAUUCUAAUACCGGAUGAUGUUUUGAAAGCUGAUUUGUGACAGACGUAUAUACACUUUGCAGACUAGUCUAUUGUGAAUCUCCCGGCAUCCAUAAAAUGAACAAUAAAAUCACCUUGAUCCAACAGAAAGAAACGCUUAACAGAUCUGCAAUACAAAUAAAUAUGAAGUUAUUUUAAAGAAGCAUCAAUUUCAAUAAUAAACUGCUUGCGUACAGAUGAGCUUGGUCAAUUUUAUCAAGAAACACUGAAUGCUCUUUAUUAUAAACAAGUUCUUCACACGUAGGAAGCUCAUAACGAUCGGCUAAGAAAUAAUAAGUUAAAAUUUUGAGUAAUCGACAACAAGUUAUAACAAGAAAGAGAAAACAAUUACAUAUUACAAUUUUGGUUACAAUAUGCAGUUGACAUAGUGGUUAAUAGUAGUGAACUAUCUGAUGUCAAAAGAAAUACACCCAAUUCAUCAUAUCCUCUGUGACAGUACUGGAAAACAAUUUUCGUAUAAAUACAUGUCACGGAGGAUCUGGUGACUCGGAAAGCAGUUCGUCAUUCCUAUUAUCCUUUUUCAACUCAUUUAUUUGUUUAAAUCAUAAACCGAUCAGUAUUAGACCAACACUGAAAACCUGGAAGCAAUAGACGGCCGUUUUGUUCAAUAUAUUUAUAUUGAUAAUACUCUUUAUGAACAAUUUUAGCCUCCAGAAUAGAUUCUGUUGAAGCAUUUCUCCAUAUAAGGGCAGUUUUAUUCAUCAUAUUAUUGGAUCAUUCAGUAGCACAUACUCCUUAACUGUAAACGAAACGUGAUGUGUGACUUCCAAAUCUACCACAAACAAAGUUAUUGUUGAACCCUCAAACCAAGAUUCAACAGAGAGCAUUUUGACAAUCAAUUAACUAAUUAAAUGUCAGUUAUGUGUGGACCAAUAUAUGGCUGAAAAUAUUAACCUGUAGGUUAUUUUUAAAUCCAUGAAUAGCCAACGGUUAGGUGAUUUGAAAUAGCAGUAAUUAUUUUAUU
Messenger RNA from Schistosoma bovis, 1908 nucleotides. Lineage: Eukaryota; Metazoa; Platyhelminthes; Trematoda; Strigeidida; Schistosomatidae. The record is from the annotation of a GenBank genome assembly.